AUGAAUCCUCCACAGAUGAACUGGGCUCCUCAUCACGCUCAAAACAACAACGGAAACGCUCUAGCACUGAAUGAUCAAAGACAGGCACCACCACCAACUUCAGUGAAUCAGAAUCAACCAAUGAAUCACAAUCAACCUUAUAUUCAGCAGGUAAUCGCCCCAGGUUUACCUGGCAUUCAUAUUACAACUGAUAUGAACUACCAAGGAAGAACUCCCGAUUUGUACCUCAAUACUGCACAGGGUGCAGCUAUAUACUUUGAUAGAACCAAUGCUUCCAAUGCGAAUCCUCCUGUGACUAUUGGGCCAGGUUCGCCUAUGGUAGUGUUUUUCGACAUGCCUCUUGACCUAAAUGGACAAGCUCCCAAUCCUCCUAACCAACAUGAGCCAGCUCCGAACGAGGUUAUCAGCGAUUUUAACUUUUUAUCUUACUUCACAGUACCUCUUUCGACAGUUUAUUUACCAGUUUGUCAGGACAUCACACACAGAAACAACGAUGAAACAUGCAUGUGA
This is a messenger RNA of Cooperia oncophora, 510 nucleotides long. Lineage: Eukaryota; Metazoa; Nematoda; Chromadorea; Rhabditida; Trichostrongylidae. The record is from the annotation of a GenBank genome assembly.